AUGCCAGCCAACCCUAUGCAUACUCCAUCCUGCCUCGCCUGCCCUUUGAUCCGAUCGUUUUGCCUCCCUCCCCUCCUGCUCCCCCAAGACACUGGUCCUCUUACAUCGGUCCCCUGGCCCGCACGCCCACGCUGUACAUCGCUCUGCAUCACUCCAUUCUUCCUCGCCUGCCCUUUGAACCGACUUCUCACUCCCCCUUCCCUCGCCCCCCAUCUACUUCCAGACACGGGUCCCCUGGCCCGCACGCCCACGCUCUACAUCGCUCUGCAGGACUCCAUUCUGUCACACUUAAAAGCCCCCUCUGCCCUUCCCCCCCUCUCCCCCCACGCCCUCCCCCAGACACCGCCCAUCUUUCCCCUUGCCCCUUUCACAACCCACUCCCCCCCAGACACGGGUCCCCUGGCCCGCACAUCCACACUCUACAUCGCUCUGCAGGACUCCAUCCUGCCUCGCCUGUGCUUUGAACAGGUUAUAGGACCCCUUCUCUCCCCUUGCCCUUUUCACCCCCCCUACCCCCCUCCUCCCCCCAUAGAUACUGGUCCCCUGGCCCGCACGCCAACACUCUACAUCGCUCUGCAGGACUCCAUCCUGCCUCGCUUGUGCUUUGAAGUGAAUUUUAACUCCCCUCUUCUCUCCUUGCUCCUUUCACACGCCCUCCCCCUCUCUCCUCCAGACACCGGCCCUCUUGCCCGCACGCACACCCACGCUCUACAUCGCUCUGCAGGACUCCACCUUACUAGUACCACACUCAUCCCCUCGCCUCUCCCCCUCCCUCUCCCCCACUCUCCCCGUCAUUUACUCCCAGACACCGGUCCCCUGGCCCGCACGCCAACGCUCUACAUCGCUCUGCAGGACUCAAUCCUGCCUCGCCUGCGCUUCCCCAAGUUCAUGGCGCAGACAAACGAACUGCUGGGAGACGAGGUGGGCAGAAGCAGUGGUGGAGGCUCUUCUGGGGGGAGCACAGCCGCCUGUCCCGCCUGUCCCGCCCCCCUCCCAGCACACACCCCUCGUCAGGCAGAAGCAGUGGUGGAGGCUCUUCUGGGGGAGCACAGCCGCCUGUCCCGCCCCCAGCUGGUGAAGCAGUCGAAGUUCCCUCAAUGUGUCAUCCUCCCUUUUCUUCCUGCACCCCCGCUCCCCCUCCCAACACACCUCCCGUCAGGCAAAGCGAUCACAUCACACCCACUGUUCCCAUGGUCCAUCCGCCCCUGCCACUUAUCCCAUCCCCUCCCAACACACACCACUCGUCAGGCAGAGGCAGUGGUGGAGGCUCUUCUGGAGCACGGCCGUCUGUCCCUGCACCAGCUCGUGCAGCGAUCACACUGCACUUCCCUUGAUGCCCCAUUUACCAUCCACCCUUUCCCCUUCCCCCUCCAACACACACCUCGCCAGGCAGAGGCAGUGGUGGAGGCUCUUUUGGAGCACGGCCGCCUGUUCCCAUGCCGCAUCUCUCCCCCCCCCCUCUCUCCACUUUUCCCCUCCCCCCUCCAGCACACACCUCGUCAGGCAGAGGCAGUGGUGGAGGCUGCAGAGGCAGUGGUGGAGGCUCUUUUAGAGCACGGCCGGCUGUCCCUGCACCAGCUCGUGCAGCGAUCAGUGGCAAAGGCUGGCUCGUCUGAUCCCUCUGCGGCAAAGACCGAGGGUCAGGUUCGGCAGCAGCUGGUGGCGGCGCUGUCAGUGCUGAUCCAUGAGAGGCUCGUCGAGAGGGUAGGGGCCCCCGAGCCUAUGCUGCCGGCUCGGGGAGCAAGCAGCGGCGGCGAUGCUCCCAAGCCCGCUGCUCGUGCGCGAGUGCGCACGCGAGCCAUGAUGGAAUCGUCUGGCUACUUUGAUUCAGAGGAGCACCGUGUGGUCGUUGCAGCGCGCUGCAGCGAUGCCCUGCGCUUCCAGCUGCCCGGUGCAUGGGUGCUGUCGGGUGGUGAUGGCGCUGGUGGCGGUGCUGCUGGUAGUGCUGCUGUGGAUGGGAGCGCUGGGGCGGAUGGGGGACUGACAGCAGCAGCAGCGGCCAAAUUGAAGGUGAUUAUUCGGAUCGUGGUGAUUGUGCUGGCGCUGGUGCUGUUAGUGGUGCUGUGGAUGGGAGCGCAGGGGCGGAUGGUGGAAUGGCAGCAGCAGCAGCAGCAAAACAAUGAGGAUGAGGAUGAGGAGCAAGCGGGGCCCAGUGCCAAGCGGCCUGCAACGGGGUUGGCAGCAGGUGGAGGGAAGUGCAGGGGGAGGGGAGAAGCAAGUUUUUCUAGACAAUGUUAUGCCGCUUUUUCCCGUGGUCUCGUCCUCACUCACUUGCAGAGAAAGCGGGUGGUUCUAGACGAUGACGAUGAGGAGGAGCAAGCGGGGCCCAGUGCCAAGCGCCCUGCAACGGGGUUGGCACCACACAGAGGAAAGCGAGUGGUUCUAGACGCAGACGAUGAGGAGGAGGAGCAAGCGGGACCCAGUGCCAAGCGGCAAGCGCUGGCCGCACUGCACCACACAGUGUUCCCCAUUUCUGCCCUUGCACCGCACCCCACCGCACCUCCCUUGCAGAGGAAGCGAGUGGUCUUGGAUGAUGACGACGAGGAGGAGCAAGCGGGGCCCAGUGCCAAGCGGCCUGCACUGAGAAAGCGAGUGGUGUUGGAUGAUGACGACGAGGAGGAGCAAGCAGGGCCCAGUGCCAAGCGGCCUGCACUGAGAAAGCGAGUGGUCUUGGACGAUGACGAUGAGGAGGAGCAAGUGGGGCCCAUUGCCAAGCGGCCUGCACUGAGAAAGCGAGUGGUGUUGGAUGAUGACGACGAGGAGGAGCAAGCAGGGCCCAGUGCCAAGCGGCCUGCACUGAGGAAGCGAGUGGUCUUGGAUGAUGACGAUGAGGAGGAGCAAGCGGGGCCCAGUGCCAAGAGGCUUGCAACGGGGGCGGCACCACACAAUGUUUCCCAUUUCUGCCUAUGCACUGCACCCACCACACCGCACCCCACCACACCGCACCCCACCGCACCGCACUUGCAGAGGAAGCGAGUGGUUUUGGAUGACGAUGAUGAUGAGGAGCAAGCGGGGCCCAGUGCCAAGCGGCCUGCCACAGGGGCUGCAGCAGGUGGAGGGGAGAAGCAGGGAGGAGGAGGGGAGGACUCUGGCGUGCUGUGGCGGGUGAACUAUGAGGAGUUUCUUAGACGAACGAGACACCAGACCAUAGUGGACUUUGUGCGAGAGAGCAUCGACCCCGGCGCUUCCAUCAUCACUGCCGCCCUGCUGCAUGCCGGAAAGAACCAGGAAACUUCCCUUCGACACCCGUACUCAGCGUCCCUCUCCCUGGACUCAAUAGUGAAUGCAGUGCGAGGCACAGAAGACGGUCGCACCAUGGCUCUUGAUCGCAUCAGGGCAGCUCUGCAGCUGCUCGUUGCUCAUCCCAGCGCCGUGGCUUCUCGCUCCUCCGACGCUCACUACACCAUCCAAUCUGCAAAGAUUAUCGAGCUAGUGAAACUCAGAGAGGUGGAGGCCAUUGUUUCUCAACGUUUCGGCCCUUCUGCCUGCCGAUUGUUCCGCCUGCUGCUGUCCAAGAACUGCUUGGAGCAGAAGCAGGCGGCGGAACUUGCGAUGAUAUCUCUUGCGGACGCACGGCAGCUGCUCUACCGAAUGAUGCUGGAUGAGUUUGUGCAGCUGCAGGAAGUCCCCAAGACGGCUGAUCAUGCCCCUCAAAGGACCUUCUACCUCUGGCGCAUCCACAUCGGGACGGUUCUGCCCCGCGUGCUCAACCACAUGUGCCAUGGCGCAUGCAACCUGCGGCUGAGGCUGGAGCAUGAAAUGCAGCAGGAGCAGGAGGUGCUGUCUCUCCUGGAGCAGAUAGAGCAGGCGCACGCAGCACCUGGUGGUGGCGGUGCUGGCGGGGCGCCAGAGAAGGCAGUGGCGUUGACGUCAGGGCAGAGGAAGCAGCUGGAGAGGAUCCGGCGAGUGGCGGCUGUCCGGUCAGGGGUGCCAUUCAGUGGUGGUGCUGCUGCUGGUGAAAGGAGGGCAGAGGAAGCAGCUGGAGAGUAUUCGGGAGUGGCGGUGGUGCUACUCUAG
Closterium sp. Naga37s-1 is the source of this 4017-nucleotide messenger RNA. The record is from the annotation of a GenBank genome assembly. Lineage: Eukaryota; Viridiplantae; Streptophyta; Zygnematophyceae; Desmidiales; Closteriaceae.